Messenger RNA from Phacochoerus africanus (Common warthog), 1927 nucleotides. RefSeq names its product C-X-C motif chemokine ligand 8 (gene CXCL8). Bases 87 to 374 code for a protein of 95 amino acids. Gene Ontology annotation, molecular function: chemokine activity; CXCR chemokine receptor binding. NCBI's taxonomy places the organism in Eukaryota, Metazoa, Chordata, Mammalia, Artiodactyla, Suidae. The transcript has 3 exons. Gene Ontology annotation, cellular component: extracellular region. Gene Ontology annotation, biological process: cellular response to lipopolysaccharide; inflammatory response; antimicrobial humoral immune response mediated by antimicrobial peptide. The record is from RefSeq and is a predicted model, not a curated record.
AGCACAAGUCCCCUGGGACAGCAGAGCUCACAAGCUCCUAGGACCAGAGCCAGGAAGAGACUAGAAAGAAAACAGCUCGUGUCAACAUGACUUCCAAACUGGCUGUUGCCUUCUUGGCAGUUUUCCUGCUUUCUGCAGCUCUCUGUGAGGCUGCAGUUCUGGCAAGAGUAAGUGCAGAACUUCGAUGCCAGUGCAUAAAUACGCAUUCCACACCUUUCCACCCCAAAUUUAUCAAGGAACUGAGAGUGAUUGAGAGUGGACCCCACUGUGAAAAUUCAGAAAUCAUUGUUAAGCUUGUCAAUGGAAAAGAGGUCUGCCUGGACCCCAAGGAAAAGUGGGUGCAGAAGGUUGUACAGAUAUUUUUGAAGAGGUAAGUUUUUUAAAAAUUUUGAUUAUUUAUGUUGUGACAUACAGUAAAAGUUAGCUUAUAAAUUUCCAGCUGCUGCUGCAAAUUUUCUCUUUUAAGUAUCUGCCUCUUUGAUGAAAAACAAACAAACAAAAAAAGAAAUUAGCAGCAACAGUGAGCUUGUUGUACUUGUAAUUGGGAGGUAAUGCAUCCAGAAAGUAUGGGCAGGCGUCUUGCCCUGGAUCAGUAGUAUGUCUCCCAAUCUCAGAAGUGUUUAGAUGACAACUUAUUUAACCUCUCUAUUUAUAGUUGAAAAUAUAGGGUAUUUCUAACACAUAAAUAUCUAAGACCCUAUUAAUAUCUAUAUUAGAUAUAUUUUCAAGAAGCGUACAUUCCUCCUUAUUUAAGUACCGUUUGUUUUUAACUUUUUUAAAAAUUUCAUUUAUUUUUAGAACCGAGAAGCAACAACAACAGCAGUAACAACAACAAGCAAAAACCCAUUCUCCGUGGCUUCCAAGAAUUUCUCAGUAAAGAUGCCAACACAACUUCAAUCAAAUCUACAUCUAUGCCUCAUUCCUGUGCUGGUCAGACAUAGGGUUGCCAGAGAAAUCACAGGAUGCCCAGUUAUAUUUGAAUAUUAAGUAAAACAAUGAAUUCUUUCCAGUGUCCCAUGCACGUUGUUCCAUGUAGGACAUACUAACAUUUUAAAAAUUCUUCAUUGUUUGCUGUAAAUUCAAAUUUAGCUGGAAAUCCUGUUUUGGCUUUUUGUUAUUAUAAUUAUUAAUAUUAUUAAAUCUUACAACCCUAGGCUGCUGGCCAGCAUUCACAAGUUCCUGCUCAACUGCACCUCAGUUUCUUCUUUAUCCCCAAACUGGAGAAAAAGCUUCAGCCCCCAUCCUACCUUGAGGACAUGUGGAUGUACUUUAACUUUGAUUGACAGUCAUGUAAAAUAUUUUCAAGUGUAAUUUAUUCACUUAUUUAUUAUUUAUAUAUUUAUUUUAGUAUCAAAUAGAGUAAUGUUUGUGCAUGAAUUUAGAGAAAUGGAAAAGAAGCAUUGUUGAUAGGAUAGUCUCAUGAUAGUAGUGAAUUUCUAUUUAUUUUACAUAUUAAGUGGUGUAUUAUGGAACUAUUUUUAUCAAGGUCAUUGUAUUAUGAUCAGAGUUGCCAGAUUUGGCAAAUUGUUAAACCAACAGAAUACCCAGUUAAGUACAUUAUUAUUUAUCUGAAAUUUUAUUUGAACUAGUUACCCUACUUUUGAAACUCCUAGUCUUGUUUUAUGACUGCAAGCUUUGUUAUGCAGUGCUGUAUUGAAUGACCUGAAUUUUGAGUUAGGACUAGUUUUUUCAAAACAGCAAAAAUUCACCAGGCAAUAACAAUAAAGUCAUUUCUUAUUAUUUAUUCUUUAUUCUGUACAAUUAGAUUCUCAUAAUUUUAUUUAAAUUAUUGUAUGUUUUAACACCAACUUUUUUUACCUUAAUUUGUUUUUAUGUAUUUCCAAAGAGAUUCUUUUAGUAUUUUUUAUGUUACAAAAUUGUGAGUGAAACUAUAGAACAUUUACAAUAAAAUUUAUUAUAAAAGUCA